Brassica napus (rape) is the source of this 2168-nucleotide messenger RNA. RefSeq names its product DEAD-box ATP-dependent RNA helicase 27-like. The transcript is spliced from 11 exons. Gene Ontology annotation, molecular function: RNA helicase activity; nucleic acid binding; ATP binding. The record is from RefSeq and is a predicted model, not a curated record. Gene Ontology annotation, cellular component: nucleolus. Gene Ontology annotation, biological process: maturation of LSU-rRNA from tricistronic rRNA transcript (SSU-rRNA, 5.8S rRNA, LSU-rRNA). The coding region runs from base 160 to 2031 and encodes 623 amino acids. Lineage: Eukaryota; Viridiplantae; Streptophyta; Magnoliopsida; Brassicales; Brassicaceae.
GGUCCGGUUUUUUGAAAUACUGAUAUACAGAGAGACCUUGAUAAACCCUAAUAAUCUUGUAUCCGUCGUCGCAUUCUAUUUCGAUUUUGAUAGAGGUUAAAAAACCAAAGUCUUUCUCAGAAGAAAAGCCCUUCAUUCAUCAGAGAAGAGUAAGCAACCAUGGCGAAUUUGGAUAUGGAGCAGCAUUCACCCGAAAAGGAAGAGAUGAAGACGAAGACGAAGACGAAGAAGAAAAGAUCCAGAGACAAAGACAAAGCGAAGAUACUAAAGCAGCUAGCGAAGACGGAGGUUAAAGAGCCAAAAGCAAUAACAGAUGAAGAACCCAAGAAGAAAAAGAAGAAGAAACUAAAGCAGGUUGCGAUGGAGGAUGAAGAGACCAAAGCAAUUAACGAUGAAGAACCAAAGAAGAAGAAGAAGAAGAAAGCGAAGCAGCUCGAAGAAGAAGAAGAAGAAGACAAAGUGGAGGAAAGUGGUGGAAACGGUAUAAUGACCAACGAAACGUUUGAGUCAUUGGGGCUAUCUGAUAACACUCAUAAAUCCAUCAAAGAGAUGGGAUUCGCACGCAUGACUCAGAUUCAAGCUAAAGCGAUUCCGCCGUUGAUGAUGGGGAAAGAUGUACUCGGAGCUGCCAGAACCGGUUCCGGAAAGACCUUAGCUUUUCUUAUACCUGCUGUAGAGCUUCUUUACCAUGUCCGGUUUACUCCUCGCAAUGGAACCGGUGUUAUUGUGAUUUGUCCAACAAGAGAGCUUGCCAUUCAGUCAUAUUUAGUGGCGAAGGAGCUUCUUAAGUUCCAUUCUCAGACCGUGGGAAAGGUUAUUGGUGGUGAGCCCAGAAAGAAAGAAGUUGAAAUUCUUGUCAAAGGUGUUAAUCUGUUGGUAGCUACCCCUGGAAGACUUCUCGAUCACCUUGAGAAUACUGAUGGAUUUGUGUUCAAGAACUUGAAGUUUCUUGUGAUGGAUGAGGCUGAUAGGAUACUGGAACAGAACUUUGAAGAAGAUAUGAAGAAGAUCAUUAAGCUUCUACCAAAGGUAUUCUAUUCUCACGGCUUGCAUACUGAAGCAACUAAUGAUUCAAUAAGGACACUGUGUCUAAAUUGUCUUUUUUAUAUGCUGCAGACAAGGCAGACUUCAUUAUUUUCCGCCACACAGACUUCCAAGGUUGAGGAUCUUGCUCGUGUGUCACUUACAUCACCUGUUUAUAUUGAUGUGGACGAAGGACGAAAAGAGGUUACAAAUGAAGGCUUGGAGCAAGGUUACUGCGUUGUGCCAAGUGCGAAGCGGUUACUCUUCUUACUCACCUUCUUGAAGACGUUUCAUGGGAAGAAGAAGAUCAUGGUGUUUUUCUCCACUUGCAAAUCGACAAAGUUUCACACGGAACUCUUUCGGUACAUCAAAAUAGAUUGCCUCGCCAUCCAUGGAGGGAUGGAGCAGAGCAAAAGGACUUCGACGUUUUUCCAGUUCGUAAAGUUGGAAACUGGUGUCUUAUUGUGUACUAAUGUAGGUGCCCGUGGUCUCGACUUUCCCCAUGUGGAUUGGAUUGUGCAGUAUGAUCCUCCAGAUGAUCCUACGGAAUACAUUCAUAGAGUAGGUAGAACAGCUCGUGGAGAGGGUGCAAAAGGGAAGGCUCUGCUUGUUCUAACUCCAACGGAGUUGCAAUUUAUUCAGUAUCUCAAGGCUGCGAAGAUUCCUGUUGAAGAACAUGAAUUCGAGGAAGAGAAGUUGCUCAAUGUGCAGGCUUUUCUGGAAAAGACGAUAUCUGAAAACAGUGCAUUGAGCGUGUCAGCAAAAGAAGCAUACAAGACUUACAUAUCAGGAUAUGAUUCUCACUCUAUGAAAGAUGUCUUUAAUGCUCACCGUCUCGAUCUCAAGGAGGUUGCGGCUUCGUUCUGUUUCUCAUCACCACCGAAAGUAUUGUUGAAGAUACAUCGAGAAGGAGACGGGUACAGGAGCAAGAGAGAACCGGUUAAUAAUAAGUUUAACAGAGGUCGUGGUGGUAGACCCGGCGGUAAAACUAAGUUCGAAAGGUACUAAGUAGUGACGAGACAAGACAAGAGAGACCAGUUUUGUCCCUGAUACACUUUUGAGCAUUUGUCACUUUUUUUUUCAUUGAAACAUGUGUUUAGUUACCAUACUUCAAAUCCAGGAUCUGAAGAUCAAUUUCUUAUUAA